Pieris macdunnoughi is the source of this 1536-nucleotide messenger RNA. The record is from the annotation of a GenBank genome assembly. Lineage: Eukaryota; Metazoa; Arthropoda; Insecta; Lepidoptera; Pieridae.
AUGGUUAAUGAAUUAAAAACAGUUUCCGGUGAUGUUGCGAAUAAAGAAAAAAAUGCAGUCGAUAUUGAUUAUGCUCUAGAUGUAGCGGGUCUUGGCUGGUAUAACAUUCGCUACAGUCUCUGCCUGGCUCUCUUUCUCAUCGCCGUUAUCAUAGAGCCUAUAGGUUACGCAUACAUUCUCCCGGUUGCCAGAUGCGAUCUACAGAUGACGGAGACUCAACGUGGGUUCAUAGGAUCCAUACCGUACAUUGGCAUAGCACUCACGUCGUUUCCAUGGGGCUACGCGGUGGACACGCGGGGCAGGAAAAAAAUGAUAGUGCUCAGUUCAGCAGCAGCAGGCUUGUUGGGUAUCCUAUCGGCUUUUAUGCCAGAUUUAAUAUCAUUUACUGCUAUUAAGUUCCUCAUGUCUCUUUGCCUGGCUUGUCCCGCCGCAGUGCCAUAUUCGUUUAUUGGUGAGAUCCUGCCCAGCAAGUACAGAGAUGUUACUCUAUCAGUAACCAACGCAAUGCAAAUAUUUGGAUCAGUUUUUGUUCCUUUAUUGGGAUGGGCAAUCCUACCUCUCACGUUUAGAGUUGAUUUUGGCCUCUACGAGUUCAAGCCAUGGCGACUUUUAACUGUUAUUUACGCACUUCCGUUUCUAUUGGGUGCCUUAUUGAUGUAUUUUGGCCCGGAAAGUCCGAAAUAUCUCAUGUCCCAAGGCCGGCAUGAUGAAUCUUUAGAAGUAUUGAGGACAAUGUAUGCGGUGAAUAAAAAGAAAUCACCAGACGACUUUCCAAUAAAAUAUCUACGGAUGAACGAAGAUCUAAAGGAGGAAAAACCACCGUUCUUCAAAUCUUUAGCCAUACAAUCGGCGCCAUUGUUAAAGCCACCAUAUAUAAAAUGGAUGGCCUUAAUAGGAUUUCUGCUACUAGGAAUUUUCGCAAACAUAAAUGGUUUAUACGUAUGGUUACCUGCUGUUUUGAAUACCGUAUUAACUGGCGGAGGAGAAGGCCAAACAGCAUGUCAAGUACUUGCUGCAAAACGAAAUCAGACAGACGUUGGUGUGGAAUGCAUCGAAACAAUUGAUUCAAUGACGUUCAUCAUUAACGCCCUCUCCAGUCUUGUGUGUGCCGUUAUUGCAAUAGGAGUCAGCAGUGUAGUAAAGGUUAUUGGGAAGAAAAAUCUCUUAAUAGCUUUUUACACACUCAUGGGAUGCGUGUGUGUUGGUAUUAAUUUUGCGACGAACCAAAUUCUGUUUGCAAUUCUGGUGUCUUCGUUUCCUAUCUUGGGUCUGUGUAUUGGACCAGCUAACGCUUUCGCUGUGGAUAUUUUCCCGACCAAAUUGAGAGGUAUGGCCGUCAGUUUGUCCAUGAUGGUUGGUCGUUUUGGGUCGGUCGUCGGUAUGAAUAUUGCUGGAACAUUGCUCAGUACUGCCUGUGAAAUCACGUUUUAUGGAUAUGGAGGAUUAUUGUUCUUAUGUGGGUUGCUGAGCAUUUUACUUCCAAGACCAACGGCGCAGCCGAGGCAUGAUAUAAAAACUAUGUCAACAAAGUUGUAG